Messenger RNA from Patiria miniata (bat star), 3328 nucleotides. Its product is annotated as G-protein coupled receptor GRL101-like. Gene Ontology annotation, cellular component: membrane. The coding region runs from base 1 to 1422 and encodes 473 amino acids. Gene Ontology annotation, molecular function: protein binding; G protein-coupled receptor activity. The record is from RefSeq and is a predicted model, not a curated record. Lineage: Eukaryota; Metazoa; Echinodermata; Asteroidea; Valvatida; Asterinidae. The transcript is spliced from 5 exons. Gene Ontology annotation, biological process: G protein-coupled receptor signaling pathway.
AUGAAAGUACUUACAUCACUGCCGCACAAUUCGUUGCCUGUGAUUCCACGAGGGGCUUUCUAUGGCUUGCAGAACCUGACAUACCUGGUCUUGACUGAUGAAUCAGCCUUGGAAUUCAUUGCAGAGGAUGCAUUCAAGGGACUCGCCAACGUGAAAACGCUGGUGCUCACUAGGAACGUUGAAUUUGGUGAUCCAUUGGUGGUGAAGAAUGGUGCAUUUUCGGCGUUGCCUCAUGACGUCAAAACGGUUGUUGAUGAUUACAGACUUUGUUGCAACCUCCUCCGAGAUAUACCGGGGUUUAAGAUUACUAACUGCCAGACCACUCAGUCACAGCCUCCGCUAAACCUCUGCGGCUCUCUCAUGCAAAACUACGGACUGCGUAUAUGCAUGUGGGUCCUCGGGAUGAGCGCCUUGUUUGGUAACUUUGGGAUCAUUGUCUGGAGGUUCUGGCAUGCCGAGGGCAGCGACGUUAUGAGGGUUCACUCCUUCAUGGUGCAUAAUCUGGCCGUGUCGGACUUCCUCAUGGGAGUCUAUAUGCUGAUCAUCGCCGCUGCAGACAUCCACUACGGAGAGCGCUACUCUUACAAAUCGAAAGAGUGGCGGUCCAGCGUACCCUGCAAGGCUGCUGGCAUCCUCUCUGUCUUAUCAAGUGAGGCCUCGGUGUUCUUUGUCACCCUGAUCAGCAUCGAGUGUUUCCUCAACCUCGUUUUCCCCUUCAGUCGGUUCAAACUCCGGCCGUCAUCUGCCCGGAUUGUGGUCUUGGUGGCCUGGGCUGUGGCUGUCUGCCUUGGCGUCGUGCCGACCCUUGUCGUGGACCUCGACUCCGAUGUCUACGGCCUUUCCGACGUCUGCAUCGGGCUGCCCCUCACCACCAAGGCGUAUGGAGUCCAGCUGCAGCCCAGUGACAUCGACAACCCUUUUGGGGGCGCCGACACUUUAAAGAUCAUUUCGUCGACCAGCCGGAAACCAGCCUGGAUCCUGUCCAUUGUCCUGUUUCUCGGCGUCAAUCUCUGCUGUUUCCUGGUUGUCCUUGCCUGCUAUGUCGGCAUCUUCGUCAAAGUCAAGCUGUCCGCACGGCGGGUCGGCACAGCUGCGCACCGGGAGCGGGACGUCAGGCUUGCCGUCAAAAUGGCGCUGAUCGUCGGCACGGACUUUGCUUGCUGGAUGCCUGUCAUCAUCCUCGGAAUCCUCUCUCAGACCGGGGUGGUGGAGGUCGGUGCUGAGGUCUACUCCUGGAUCGUAGUCCUGGUCCUUCCCAUCAACUCCUCCCUCAACCCGUACCUGUACACGAUAUAUUCUGCCAUCACUGACCGCCGUCAAAACGCCAAGAAAUCCUCUCAGAAACCUCUGACCAACUCCAAGCCGAAAUCAAAGUCCAUCGAAACGGUCAACUCAUAUCUGUCAGACAAAAGCUCUAAGUAAUAUUUUACUAAGCCUUGAGACCUGACCAUGCACGAAUAUGAGAGCCAAGUAACGCCCUUGAAUAUCAUUACACUGUAGUAUUGCUUGUUUAUGUCUCUCCCUGAUUGCACCUUUACUGUUGCCUACUGUGACAGGCCUAGAUACUGUGACGGGCCUAGAUUUCGGAAACUAUCAGUCCCAUCAGAUACGUGUUUAUCUCCGGUUUCCUGAGAAUGAAACCACUGGUCAUAUAAAGAUGCAAGUCCAUCGCCUAAUACUCAGCUUACGCCAGCAUUCAUUGACAAAACAAAUCCGAACUACUAUAUUGACUGAUCCGAUUUGAAAAAAAAAAUAAAAAAACAACCCGGUAACGCUUUUUGCUCACUAUUUCUGUGACGCUUGGGCGCCAGUUGUACGUGAAUUAUAUAAAGCUGUGUAUACGGCACUAAAGGUGAGUGUUUUUGAUGGUGGAUAGCCAUUCUAGGAAGCACAUAAAGAAGGCAAUUCGGAUUAUUUCAUACUCACGGAGCCCCCUUCCCCCUAUAAUGCCCGAAGCAUUUGUCAAAUAUUGUUCAGAAUAGGUGUUACUGUCGUAGAGGAGUCGCUACUUAAACACAACCUUGAAUGGUGCUACCGACGUUACUGAUGGAUCCGUAAAUGAUCAGUGCUACGAUCGAAAACACCUGGUUUUGUCUGUAACCACUACACGAGUGAAUGAGGUUUUAAGUGGCUUCCCGAAGACGCAAUACUUGGCAAGCAGCUGGAUUUCAACCGUUUGCCUUCUGUUAAUUUAUCAGACUGAUAAAACAAUACAUUCGAUAGAGACCUACUGCAGCUCAAGAAGCUAACCGGGAUCUUUCCACCAAAUUAGCUACAUUAGCGGUUUGAUAUACUGUUGCUAACACAUUGAGUAUUUCUCCUGGAUUCAACGCUGCGAUCUUGAUCGAAGACAAUGGACCAUGGAAGAGAUUGAUGAGAUGAUAAAAUAAUCUAAAAGUAAUAAGAUUAGUUGGAUGAUGCAUUUGUAUUCUGGCUCGAGCAGACUUGCAAUUUACGAAGCUGUUUGGACGAAUGUAGGAUAAUUAAGCGGCUCAUGUGUUCGACUAGUCUGAGUCCAAGGCUGGAUUUGAAUGUUUUAUUCCCCUAUUGUGUAGGCAGUCUCGGGGCAGACGUGGUAAAGAUGCCUGGGCGGUGGAAGUCUCCAUCAACAAGAUGAAUAGUCUUGGCAAUAUUGGUUGUACUACCUGGUAAAUUCUGAGCACACCUCACAACCAUAAAUUAGCUUGAAUACAGAGCGCGUGAGGCAUGAUUGGAAUUUUAUUUGAAGCGCUGCCAACUUUGGCAACUCUGGAUUUGAUUCACCUGGUUCGUAGCGAACUCGCUUGUCACGGACCGGCUGUAUAAGGGGAAUAAAUAUAAAUCCAGUCUUGGAUCGCGGCUAGUGUUCGAACUGAAGUGGAGGUAGAAUUAUUAGUAAUUUUAUGAAGGUAGAAUUCACAUAAUCUAAUGUUUCGCUUAAUGUGUACACAAUCGCGAUAUUGUCAAGUGGAACAUCAAUAUUAACGAUUAAGCUAAGUAUGAUGUAUCUCUUCACCUUGUGAUAUGUAUGUCUUAAACAGCACGCUCAAUAUGGACUGUAUACUAGUUUCUGUACUCUGAGUGUGAGCAAAAGACAACGUGGUUCAAUGUGUAUUAAUUGUGUACUAUUGGGUCGUAUGCAUACCAAGUAGCGUUUGCCUUUACUACUAGUUGUUCAGCAUUUACUUGCAUCUGUAUGAAUGCAAAUUGAACAAAUGCGUUUACUGCAAACGUUUGAAAAAACAGUAUUUACUUUUUACUUUUGUAUAUUUUGCUAGACUAUUAGUUUUUGUAUUAUUUGUUAUAAAUAAGGAGUGAAAGGGAAAAGACAACAUUUGCAAACAUCAAA